CGCGCGGCCCCGGGGAUGGCGGCGGCGGCGGCGGCGGCGGCCAUGGCCGACCAGGAGAGCGCCCGGAACAGCGUCAGGAACCGGGGCGGGGUCCAGCGGGUGGAGGGCAAGCUGCGCGCCAGCGUGGAGAAGGGCGAUUACUACGAAGCGCACCAGAUGUACCGGACGCUCUUCUUCAGGUACAUGUCACAAGGCAAACACAUUGAAGCAAGGGAACUAAUGUACUCGGGAGCGUUGUUGUUCUUCAGUCAUGGUCAACAAAACAGUGCUGCCGAUCUGUCGAUGCUGGUUUUAGAAUCCUUGGAGAAAUCUGAUGCGAAAGUAACAGAUGAGCUAUUGGAAAAUUUGGCUAAAGUGUUUAGUUUGAUGGAUCCAAACUCUCCAGAAAGGGUGGCUUUUGUCUCCAGAGCACUGAAAUGGUCCAGUGGUGGAUCAGGGAAACUGGGCCAUCCGAAACUACAUCAGUUAUUGGCUAUCACAUUGUGGAAAGAACAAAACUAUUGUGAAUCUCGGUAUCACUUCCUGCACUCCUCAGACGGAGAGGGGUGUGCUAAUAUGUUAGUAGAAUAUUCUGCCUCUCGGGGAUACCGCAGUGAGGUGGACUUGUUUGUAGCACAGGCCGUCUUACAGUUUCUCUGCUUGAAAAAUAAAAGCAGCGCCUCCAUGGUGUUCACAACAUACACACAGAAACAUCCCUCGAUAGAAAAGGGGCCUCCUUUUGUACAGCCGUUGCUAAAUUUCAUCUGGUUUCUGCUCUUGGCCGUGGACGGGGGAAAGCUAACUGUGUUUACAGUACUGUGUGAACAGUACCAACCCUCCCUGAAGCGGGAUCCCAUGUACAACGAGUACCUAGAUAGAAUAGGACAGCUCUUCUUUGGCGUCCCACCUAAGCAGACAUCAUCCUACGGAGGUUUAUUAGGGAAUCUUUUGAACAGUCUAAUGGGCUCUGGGGAGGAAGAUGAUGUGGAAGAUGGUCAAGAAGAUAGCAGUCCCAUUGAACUCGAUUGACAACUUUUGUUUCACUAGGAACUGCUGCAUGAAUCAGACAACUCUAACUCAAAAAAGACAAUUUCAGAAUCUGAGCCCUGCAGUUUUGGGUCUUCACAGCCAGAAGGGCUUCUCAUUCUGUUAACAGAAGGUGGCUGAGAUGUUUAUAAUGUUUGGUCUCUGUUAUUUAUGUUGAAAAGGUAGCCAAAAGAACUGAUUUGGAGUGAUGGCUCGCAGCCUCUCAGUGUGCUGGCUGGUGACUUUUGAUUGAGUUGUAGUCUCUUAUGGUUUCACUUGCAGUAUUCCUUUUUUCCAACUAAUACAAAGUGAAGCACAGGUAUUACUGUUACUUGACCCUUUCGAAAUAAUCUUAUUUCCGUUUCUGGGGGCAGGGGAGCACUAUCUGGCCUUCUGCUGCCAUAAAGGAAUGUUCGAAGGGGCCCGGGAAAAUAGUUUUUUUUCUGGCUUGGCCUGUGAGCCCAGUGCCAAAUGCAUUGUGAGGCUUGCCAAGAAAAGGUGCCGCGUGCCCCCUCCGCCCCCCGACCCCAGAAAAACCCGAGUCCAGCUUAGGCCGUCCAAGCCGGGCGUUUGCCUCACCUGGCUGCAAACUAAACUGGAGUUUUUGCAGCGGAGAUGAACCUGUAGCGUGAGCUCCUUUCAAACUGAAUUUUCCCCUUCGAACGUGUGGGCUUGAGUUAGGUGUGUUAGGCUUUUAGGAAAACAGAUCCGUUUGGGAUGUCGGUGGCUGGAAGCAAGCUGAGGUGUCCCUAUCCCUUCUCCCAAUCCCAGCCCUGCCCUCUGUGUCGAUUAUUUUUUUUUUGUGGUUUUGUUUUUUUUUAAUCCUUUAUAUCUGUUCCCCGGUGGACUCUGACAGUGUUUGUUAGGGAGAUGUGAGUGUGGUUGGCCCAUGUGGACUGAAACCAACAUCUGCCCCAACCUUUUUUUCCUGUAAGCCUCACCUAAGGAAAAGGGAUACUGCAAACCUCUUAAUUCCUUUCAUAUUGCAAUAUUUAUUUUUUAUGGGGUGCUUGAUUUCUUUAACUUAACGAAAUUAACUGCAGACCCGGGAAUUGUUCAAUCUUUGGCUUUGUCACCUUAUAAUGCAGUAAGCCAGAUGUUACCAAUAUGAUUUUUAAAAAUGGGGGAAACAUUUUAUUUUUUCACAGGUAAAAUAAGAAAAACAAACCUUAGAUUAAUACACAGUGAUCAUGCAUGGGGGAAGAAAUACAAUUUUAUUUACUGUAAAAAAAAAAAUUUAAAGGAAGGUUUUGUGUUAAUUGUUGAGUUUAAAUAAAUACUUUAUACUGGGUUCUGCAGCCCUGUUGCUUUUUGAAGUAACUUGGAGAUCUCAUGGCCGGGCUCUUCUUCUUCUUCCCAUCUUGAAAACACUAAACAACCGGUAGACAGCCCCGUCUCCCUUUUCAAUCAAUCGUACGCUUGGCUUUAAGCAAAAGGCUCGGUUCCCUUACUCAAAAUUAAGCUGCGAAAUGAAAUAGCCCGAGUGUCUGGCAACACAGAUCCAAAAGUAGCAUGUAUACUAGACCAGUCAUUUGCGCUUGAAAAUUGUGAAAAAUGUGAACGUUCAGUAUGCUGACUUGUCGGGACAUGUAAACACUCUAACAGUUAAUACAUCCACCCGUGACCAUGGGAAAAUAGAGGUACCAGAUAUUGGACUGGUUAGAAAUUCCCAGACUGAGCUACGGAACAUUUUUAGGCUGUGGGAUUAUUAACUGUUGCUUAAAAUGAGCAGUAAAAGGGAAGGGGAGAUAGGUGAAAGUGUUUUUCAGUGGGCCUCAGCUCUUCUGGGGAAGGACGACACCACUUGCAAGUGGUUGGAUUAGCAACCGGAGAGCAUUUUCUUUUUUCCGUUCAUUCUAACGAAACCUCACAGACUGCAGGGUACAAGCGUUCACGGCGCAGAGUGGUGUGGCGGAAUGGCUCUUCACAGAGCAAAUGGUUGUGUAACUUGUGUCAUUACUGUAGCGUCUUUCCGCAUGUGCAGUAAUACUUUCAAUAAAAUCCUUUCCGGUAGAA
Ornithorhynchus anatinus (platypus) is the source of this 3021-nucleotide messenger RNA. It is a transcript of the gene GET4, whose product is annotated as guided entry of tail-anchored proteins factor 4. NCBI's taxonomy places the organism in Eukaryota, Metazoa, Chordata, Mammalia, Monotremata, Ornithorhynchidae. Gene Ontology annotation, biological process: protein insertion into ER membrane. The coding region runs from base 16 to 1008 and encodes 330 amino acids. Gene Ontology annotation, molecular function: protein binding. Gene Ontology annotation, cellular component: BAT3 complex; cytosol. The record is from RefSeq and is a predicted model, not a curated record. The transcript has 9 exons.